This is a messenger RNA of Anguilla anguilla (European eel), 2995 nucleotides long. RefSeq names its product calcium/calmodulin-dependent protein kinase type II subunit gamma. The coding region runs from base 159 to 2021 and encodes 620 amino acids. Gene Ontology annotation, molecular function: calcium/calmodulin-dependent protein kinase activity; ATP binding; calmodulin binding. Gene Ontology annotation, cellular component: cytoplasm; neuron projection. The transcript is spliced from 23 exons. Gene Ontology annotation, biological process: protein phosphorylation. NCBI's taxonomy places the organism in Eukaryota, Metazoa, Chordata, Actinopteri, Anguilliformes, Anguillidae. The record is from RefSeq and is a predicted model, not a curated record.
CUCUCUCUCCACCUCCACCACCACCACCCCUCCUCCCUCCCUUUCUGUUUCUCUAUCUCUUUUCCUCUCUGAGUGCAUGAAACCCGGAGCGCAUGAGAUCUCCUCCCGAAACCUGAGCGCGCAGUCACCGAAACGAGAGGCGAUACACCCCGCACAACAUGGCUACAAUCGUAACCUCGACCAGGUUCACAGACGAAUAUCAGCUCUACGAAGAGCUCGGAAAGGGUGCCUUUUCAGUGGUCCGGAGAUGCGUUAAAAAAUCGACCGGUCAGGAAUAUGCUGCUAAAAUUAUUAACACAAAAAAACUUUCAGCAAGAGAUCAUCAAAAACUGGAAAGAGAAGCUCGGAUCUGUCGUUUGCUCAAACACCCCAACAUUGUUCGACUCCACGACAGCAUCUCUGAAGAAGGUUUUCAUUACCUUGUCUUUGAUCUUGUCACCGGUGGGGAGCUGUUUGAAGACAUCGUUGCCAGAGAGUAUUACAGCGAGGCGGAUGCAAGCCAGUGCAUCAAUCAGAUCCUGGAGAGCGUCAAUCACAUCCACCAGCAUGACAUCGUGCACAGGGACCUCAAGCCGGAGAAUCUGCUCCUGGCCAGCAAGAUGAAGGGGGCUGCUGUGAAGCUGGCCGACUUCGGCCUGGCCAUCGAGGUACAGGGUGAUCAGCAGGCCUGGUUCGGGUUUGCGGGUACCCCUGGCUACCUCUCCCCAGAGGUCCUGAGGAAGGACCCGUACGGGAAGCCUGUGGACAUCUGGGCUUGUGGUGUGAUCCUUUAUAUCCUCCUUGUGGGAUACCCGCCCUUCUGGGACGAAGACCAACACAAACUCUACCAGCAGAUCAAGGCGGGUGCAUAUGAUUUCCCCUCUCCUGAGUGGGACACGGUCACCCCCGAGGCAAAGAACCUCAUUAACCAGAUGCUGACCAUCAACCCGGCCAAGAGGAUCACCGCUGACCAAGCGCUCAAACACCCCUGGGUCUGCCAACGUUCCACUGUGGCAUCCAUGAUUCACCGCCAAGAGACCGUGGAGUGUCUGCGCAAGUUUAACGCCCGGAGGAGACUGAAGGGAGCCAUCCUCACCACCAUGCUGGUUUCCAGAAACUUCUCAGUGGGGCGGCAGCACACCAGCCCUGCCGCGACCACCAGUACCGCCGCAAUGGCGCAGGAAGCGUGCAAAAGUUUACUAAACAAAAAGUCGGACGGAGUGAAGCCGCAGACAAACAACAGUAAAAACAGUGUAAUAAGCAGCAGCAGCAGCACCAAAGACAGCAGCAUUUCACCCUCCACACCGAUGGAACCUCAGACCACAGUCGUGCACAACCCAGCUGACGGCAUCAAGGGGUCCACGGAGAGCUGUAACACCACAGAAGAGGAGGAUAUGAAAGGUAGGAAAGUGUCUGCGGGCGGGGCCAGCAGCGACAGCGCGGUGGCCAGCCAGUGCAGCGCGACCGACGACACGAUGGCCCAGGCCGAGUCCCCCCAGUGCCCGCCUGCCACAGACCCGCUGCGCGAUGCUAAGCGUAUUGCUUGGGACAGUUCAGAGCAGGCCUCCGGUCCUGAAAUAGAGCAUGCUCAGCCCGCACCCCCUGCCCUGCCACUAGGGGGCAGCGUGGCACAGCAGUCCCGCAAGCAAGAGAUCAUCAAAAUCACGGAGCAGCUGAUCGAGGCCAUCAACAACGGGGACUUCGAAGCGUACACGAGAAUCUGUGACCCUGGGCUGACCUCUUUCGAACCUGAAGCACUGGGAAACCUAGUGGAAGGCAUGGAUUUCCACAAAUUCUACUUUGAGAACUUGUUGAGUAAGAACAGCAAGCCGGUGCACACCACCAUCCUGAACCCGCACGUGCACCUGAUCGGGGAGGACGCCGCCUGCAUCGCCUACAUCCGCCUCACGCAGUACAUCGACAGCCAGGGCCGGCCGCGAAGCAGCCAAUCGGAGGAGACCCGCGUCUGGCACCGCCGCGACGCCAAGUGGCUCAACGUCCACUUCCACUGUUCAGGAGCCCCCGCCGCACCCCUGCAGUGAACCCCGACGGGCACAGAAAGAAGAAGAAAAUGGGGGGAAGAUUGAUGGCGCCUCUCCUUUCCGCACCGUGCGUGUACCCCACACCAUACUGUGUAAACACACGUUUUGGCUGUGCAACAUAUCAGCACCAUUAACACUGUGUCACCUCCUUCAUGAAGCUUUGUACUAUACUCUGUGAUGUUCUGUUUUCUUUUUUUUUUCUUUUUUUUUUUUUUUUUAAAGUAGUUGAUUGACUUGCGCUGUGGGCAUCGGCUGUCUCGCCUGACCAAGCUAGAUUUCAUGCGUGUGUGCGCAGCCAAGGAUCGUUCAUGUGGAAGAUUACAAAGCUACAAUGCAGUUUUUACUUCAAGUGGGGAAAAAAAUGGCAAAAAUAAAAAAACUAAAGUGAAGAGAAGCGAGACACUAACUGAUAAAAUAAUAGUCACACCUUUGAUGGUACCUAACCGUACUUAAGGGGUAGGAUGAAACAGGAUAACAUUGACUUACAAAUACUGAUAUCGAAAUGAUUAAUUCUUAAAAAGCCACAGUUUAACAAGAAAACUAUAUAUGCAGUUUUACAAGAGGAAGAAAUAUGCAUGUCUACUUUCUGGUAAAUAUUUUUCACUGUCUGUGUUUACUUGAUUAAAAAAAAAAAAAAAAUCUAUGUUAGUUGCAUCUUUGAGGUCAAUGAAAACUGCUCCGUCUCAAAUAUAAGUGAUGUAUCACAUUUUAAAAAAGGAAAAAAAAGAAAAGCCUUAGCUUGGUAUGUUCCCCUCCUUAUUAGUAAAUUUAUUGCAUUGUAACCGUAUAUUAUGGGGCUACAUAUGAAUAUACUCUGAGUUUUAAAUUGGAUGCUGGAUUUUGCAUGAUCAUACGACUAAUAAACCAUGAAUUUAAAACAAUCAAGUGUUCGUUUUAAUGUUAGUAGGUCUUCAUCAUAGCUUUGUUAUUGAAACUUGAUCUGGAAGUAUUUAAUAAAAAUAACAUUUCAGUGG